Onychostoma macrolepis is the source of this 1576-nucleotide messenger RNA. It is a transcript of the gene chrnb3b, whose product is annotated as cholinergic receptor nicotinic beta 3 subunit b. Gene Ontology annotation, cellular component: synapse; postsynaptic membrane; neuron projection. NCBI's taxonomy places the organism in Eukaryota, Metazoa, Chordata, Actinopteri, Cypriniformes, Cyprinidae. Gene Ontology annotation, molecular function: acetylcholine-gated monoatomic cation-selective channel activity; transmembrane signaling receptor activity. The record is from RefSeq and is a predicted model, not a curated record. The transcript has 6 exons. Gene Ontology annotation, biological process: chemical synaptic transmission; signal transduction; regulation of membrane potential. Bases 171 to 1562 code for a protein of 463 amino acids.
AUCUAGGAGUGAUCUACUCACAUCCUCUGCUUUGCUAUCGUCUAGUGUUCUUAACAAAUAACAACUACAAACUUUCAUCGCUUGUUGCAAAAAGUUGUUUUUAAAGAGCAAUUAAUACGUUCAAAUGUAUUUUAGUUAGUUUCACGCAAUACCAAAUACUUUCUCCCAGAAUGACGCUGGCAGUCAUUGGUCUUUUUUUUACCCUGUUUAGCAGCAUCAUCGCCACCACGCCUGCAGCUAGAGAGUUUGUAUCUCUGGCAGAAAGAGAAGAUGCUCUUCUUAGGGACUUGUUUCAGGGGUACCAGCGUUGGGUCAGGCCUGUUCAGCAUGCAAACCACUCUGUGAAGGUCCGCUUUGGCUUGAAGAUAUCUCAGCUAGUGGAUGUGGAUGAGAAAAACCAACUCAUGACCACUAAUGUGUGGCUAUGGCAGGAAUGGCUGGAUUAUAAACUGCGAUGGAACCCUGAGAAUUAUGGUGGCAUCACCUCUAUCAGAGUCCCGUCAGAGAGCAUCUGGCUCCCAGACAUUGUUUUAUAUGAGAAUGCCGAUGGACGUUUUGAAGGCUCACUUAUGACCAAAGCCAUCGUGCGUAACAACGGCAUGAUCACAUGGACGCCUCCUUCCAGCUACAAGUCCGCCUGCACCAUGGAUGUGACCUUCUUCCCGUUCGAUCGGCAGAACUGCUCUAUGAAGUUUGGCUCUUGGACGUAUGAUGGAAACAUGGUCGAACUAGUCCUCAUCAACCAGCAGGUGGACCGAAGCGACUUCUUUGAUAAUGGCGAGUGGGAGAUUCUCAGUGCCACUGGGGUCAAAGGCAGUCGACGAGACGGCCACCUCUCCUACCCCUACAUCACAUACUCGUUCAUCCUGAAACGUCUUCCUCUCUUCUACACACUCUUCCUCAUUAUUCCCUGCCUGGGCUUGUCCUUCCUAACAGUGCUGGUCUUCUACCUUCCCUCUGAUGAAGGGGAAAAAGUCUCUCUCUCCACCUCCGUCCUGGUGUCCCUCACUGUCUUUCUUCUCGUCAUCGAGGAGAUCAUCCCUUCUUCCUCCAAGGUUAUCCCGCUGAUUGGAGAGUACCUGCUUUUUAUCAUGAUUUUUGUCACUCUCUCCAUCAUCGUGACGGUUUUUGUGAUCAACGUCCACCACCGCUCUUCAGCUACUUACCAUCCCAUGUCUCCGUGGGUGCGCUCGCUGUUUCUCCAGCGGCUGCCUCAUUUGCUCUGCAUGAGGGGAAACACGGACCGCUAUCAUUACCCAGAGGUGGAGCCUCACAGCCCUGACCUCAAGCCCAGGAACAAGAAAGGGUCAUCUGGCCCCGAAGGAGAAGGUCAAGCUCUGAUUAAUAUGCUGGAGCAGGCAACCAACUCGGUUCGCUACAUCUCACGCCACAUUAAGAAGGAGCAUUUUAUUAGGGAGGUAGUUCAGGACUGGAAGUUUGUAGCUCAGGUGUUGGACAGGAUUUUUCUCUGGGCCUUCCUCACAGUCUCCGUGCUCGGCACCAUCCUCAUCUUUACACCCGCCCUCAAGAUGUUCCUGCGAACACCUCCACCUUCUCCAUGACACUUGAGUCAUUC